Molecule: messenger RNA, 2320 nt
Organism: Rhodofomes roseus
Lineage: Eukaryota; Fungi; Basidiomycota; Agaricomycetes; Polyporales; Fomitopsidaceae
Product: cAMP dependent protein kinase
Exons: 3
Coding region: 464-1828 (454 amino acids)
Biological process (GO): peptidyl-serine phosphorylation
Cellular component (GO): nucleus; cAMP-dependent protein kinase complex
Molecular function (GO): ATP binding; cAMP-dependent protein kinase activity
Source: RefSeq, a predicted model, not a curated record
GGCGACAAAACGAGCAGCCACGGACUCGCCGCCUUCGUUCGCCUCGCGUCCCGCCUCUUCCUCUGUUUCUCCCCCAGCCUGCGUCGCGCAGCGCGCACACUCCCCGCACACUCCCUGUCUCGCCUCAGCAGCCUGCUUCCCCGAAGUCCCACACGCGUCCACCGCGCCCAAGCUCUCUCCGAGAUCUACACAGGUGCCCGCAGACACUGCCCUUGAUCGCGGCGCCGUCCACCCUCUCGACUGAGUCCGCUUGCACCUCCGCCCCAUCUCCGGUAUAAAACUCCAUCCCCUGAUGGAAUAACUGCACCCUACGCCGUCACCCAUAAUCCUCGCACAGGUGAGCGCGUACCCGCCACACGUGUUUGCGUCGGAGAUCCUCCUCGUCCUGACAGCUCCUGUCCAGCCGCCCACCCCCAGGCGAGCAGGCGUUUGCUCAACCAAGCCGUUUAAUAGACCGGGGUCGAUGGACCGUCCUGCCCUGCCAACCUUUCGUUCAUCUUCCCUUCCUGGUACCUCCAGUGCGCGGCCGUACACCGCGCCGCUGAACACCGCCAUCCUCGACCGCAACUCGGGCUUCGCGGUUGGCCAGGGUCCCAUUACGCCCCCGAUAUCACCGGGGCGCAGCGAGGAAGGAGACGCGAGUAUUGUCAUCGACUCCGAGCCGCGGUACAGCGGCGGCGGUACGCCGCCGUCAGACUACCCAGCCCACGGAACGCUUGCGGCAGCCGCCGACGAGGCGAUGGACAUCGACUCGGAGCACUCAGCGUCUUCGCCGAAACCUCCGCUGAGACGUCUUGAAGACCAGGAGAGUCAUUUGACGAGGGGAGCGCUGAAGCUCACCGACUUCGAGGUCAAAGGCACCCUAGGCACGGGGACAUUCGGUCGCGUUCUUCUUGUUCGACUGCGUGGGUCAUCCGCACCCAACACCCAAAAUUGCUAUGCGCUGAAGAUGCUGCGUAAGAGCGAGAUCGUCCGGCUGCGGCAAGUCGAGCAUGUAAACGCGGAACGGUAUAUCCUGUCGCGCGUCCGGCAUCCGUUCAUUGUCGAGUUAUACGCGACUUUCCAAGACAGUCUCAACAUCUACAUGAUGUUGUCGUAUGUCCCCGGCGGCGAGCUCUUCACCCAUCUCCGACGCGCACGGCGAUUUACACCGGACGUCACGCGGUUCUAUCUCGCGACGAUUAUACUCGCACUCAAGUACCUACACUCGUUCAACAUAAUCUAUCGAGAUCUCAAGCCGGAGAACCUCCUGCUCGACUCGCGUGGCUAUCUCCGUUUGACAGACUUCGGUUUUGCCAAAAUAGUCGACGACCGUACCUGGACGUUAUGCGGGACUCCCGAGUACCUGGCACCGGAGAUUAUCCAGUCAGACGGUCACGGGAAGGCUGCGGACUGGUGGGCAUGCGGCAUCCUGUGUUACGAGAUGGUCGUCGGGUAUCCGCCCUUCUUUGACGAGACUGCUUACGGCAUCUACGAGAAGAUCCUCAAAGGGAAAAUUCACUGGCCCCGCGAGAUAGACCGCCUAACAAAAGACAUCGUCAAGGCCUUCCUGCAUCCUGACCGUACGAAACGGCUGGGUAACCUCGGCGGCGGGGCUCAGGAUGUAUUGGAUCACCCGUGGUUCCGAGGUGUCGAUUGGGAUGCACUGGAACGGCGGGAAAUCAGGGCACCCAUCAUACCACAUGUAGCGUCGCUCGACGAUACGCGGCAUUUCUCGCGUCUGCCCCUGCCUCCCGCGGAUGAAAUACCGGGACUCAUCAAGGAAGAGCACCCACCAGCGCUCCAUCAGCGGUUCGAUCCAUCCGCGUACCAGUUCAUGGAGUUUUGAUCAACACCGGAUCGAUAUCUAUCACACUCGUUCCAUGUUGUUCUCCUGCUACUUCGCAACCAGAGAGCCUCUCGAAGCCAGCCCGCCAUCCGUCCGCACAGACGGCAUGCGGGUGUGCUUGGCGAGGAGCUCUGCUUAACAUAUUCGCAAGAUGCCUGCACUGUAUAGCAUAUCCCCUCGUUUUGUCCCGUUCAUCUGUAUAUUCUUGUGGUCGCCCGUGAAAGGAUCCCUGGCUAUUAGGCAUUCCCUCCUGCAACUCGCUCUCGCUGUCGUUGGUAUAUUGUAUGGUCUUACUAGCAUACCCUGCGCUGUAUCCUUCACACACCCUGUUGCUGUCUCCCUGUCCCCGUACUACUGUAGUCCUGAAUCUCGCUGGGUCUGCCGCCUUCGUUGAUCUGUAUAUAUACCUGCUCUUGGCCCUCAUCUGCGUCGUGGAAUACAGUCGUCUAAUGGUACAGCCACCUAUGCAUCCUCUUCUGAUGACUGUGCUAC